AUGGAUAACGCUAGAUUACUCUUGUCUCAGUCUGUCAGCCUCCACGACAUCGGGUCUACGGAAGAGAACAUGACGAAAACUAGGAUAAGUUUCGAGUUUUACGGUGGCUUCUUGGCUUUGCGUAUUCUGCGAGACACCCCACCCUCAUCGUCAACGGAAGCUGCUGUGCCCCAGAAUUUAGCUGAGAAUAUCACGGAAGCUAUUAUUCGACACCAAGAUUUCCGGAAUACUGGGAAUAUCACGGCCGUAGGUCAAUCGCUCCAGCUAGCCACUAUUGACAACACUUGUCGCUAUGCUGAAGUCGUCAAUCCCUUUACAAUCGAAGAAACUACGAAUCAUCAUCCUCGACAGAAAUGGAGCCGCUGCUUUGCAGCUGGACUCCACAGAGAGAUCGAAUUGAAACCGUGGUCCCAUACCACUGCUUUGGGCGAAGGGGCACCGGCAAGGGUACUUGCCAAUGAAACAAUGGCUGUACAAAUUUACUGUUACUAG
Messenger RNA from Penicillium cosmopolitanum, 492 nucleotides. RefSeq lists its product as uncharacterized. The coding region runs from base 1 to 492 and encodes 163 amino acids. The transcript is spliced from 3 exons. The record is from RefSeq and is a predicted model, not a curated record. NCBI's taxonomy places the organism in Eukaryota, Fungi, Ascomycota, Eurotiomycetes, Eurotiales, Aspergillaceae.